AUGGGGCAGCUUCUCGAGAAAAAGCUCAUCUAUCUAGUGAAUUUGUUCACGAUUGUUGCUUCCGCAAUCAUUCCAUCUAGCGGACAGCCUUUUGAGGAUGCCGUGUCUCUGAUGGAUUCACCGGUGCUGGAACUCCGCUCGGAGACCUCGUCCUUUGAAUGGGAAAGCAUUACACCAACUCCGCACUUAGUGUAUCACCCAUGUUUCGAAAACUAUCAAUGUGCUCGUCUGGAGCUUCCAAUGGAUUGGAACAGGGCCGACCAAAACGGAUCGAAGAUCGCCUUGGCGGUAAUCCGACUCCCUGCAAAAGUGCCGGUGACCGAUGCGCGAUAUGGCGGUCCGGUGAUAUUGAACCCAGGUGGACCGGGUAAUUCGGGAGUACAGCAAGUCCUUACGGAAGGAAAGCUUAUGCAAGGAAUCGUCGAUCCCGAGUCGACAGAUCUCAGUUCAGUAUACCAUACGGCAGCCGGCAAAUAUUUCGACAUCAUCAGCUUCGAUCCAAGAGGGAUUAACAAUACGACACCUCCAUUCACCUGCUUUCAAAACUCGGCAUCACGAAAAAAGUGGCAAGAUCAGGCAACUGCGGAAGGUAUGCUCGGGAGCUCGGAGAUCGCUUUCGAUUUGUCUUGGAGUCGAAAUGCAGCGUUGAGCAUGAUCUGCUCUCAGGCUUAUGAAGAUGUUGUCUCAAAGGGCGAAGAGUGGCUCGGUCUCCAUAUGAACACGCCCACCGUGGUGGCUGACAUGGUGGGACUGAUCGAGCGCCAUGGAGAGUGGCGGGAGAGAGAAACCGAGACCCUUUUACAGUCCGCUCAGAAAACACCGGAGAACGAAGCAAUCCGACGGCAGAAUCGCUGGAAGCAAGGCGAAGAGAAACUGCUUUACUGGGGUUUAUCCUACGGUACCGUUCUCGGCAUGACGUUCGCAGCAAUGCACCCAGAUCGGAUCCAGCGCGCCGUCAUAGACGGUGUGUGCGAUGGCCAAGACUAUUAUUCCGGAAACUGGCUCAAAAAUAUCCAGGAUGCGGAUGAGGUGUAUAAGAGUUUCUUUGAAUACUGCCACGAAGCGGGGCCGACGAAAUGUGCCCUCGCAGGCGAUAGCGCGGAGGAGAUCAAAGCCCGCAUAGACGAGCUCAUUGAGAGAUUGAAAACCAACCCUGUCCCUGCCCUUGCGUCUGCGAAUCGCCCCCCGGAUAUGAUCACCUAUACCGAUGUCAAGAACAUGAUCACGAACGCGCUCUAUGAGCCCAUGGACGAGUUCGAAACUAUGGCGCAGUUGCUUGCUGAUCUCUUGCGCAACAAUGGUUCGUCGUUUGCGGAUUUCAAGUACCAAGGCGCCGAGGAGACAUGCCCAGGAACGGUGGUACCAGGAGAUAAUAAAUACGAGGCGCAGGCGAGCAUCGUUUGUACUGACGGAGAGAAUAUCGAUGGGAUUACGAAAGACAAGUACCGGCGAUACUGGCAGACUCUUCAAAGACAAAGCAAAACCAUUGGCGACACAUGGGCUAUGGUGCGUCUACCGUGUAUUAAGUGGAAGACGCAACCAGCGUGGCGGUUUGAUGGGCCCAUCGCCGGCAACACGUCGCAUCCACUUCUAUUCGUCGGGAACACAUAUGACCCAGUCACUCCUCUUCGAAAUGCCGUUAGAAUGUCGCGUCAAUUCCCUAGGUCUGUCGUGUUGCAGCAGGAUUCCUUAGGACAUUGUUCCACCAGUGCUCCUUCAUCGUGCUCGUAUGAGAUGAUUCGCCGAUACUUCCAGACUGGCGAUCUUCCUGAGCCCGGCACCAUUUGUGAGGUGGACCAGCGGCCGUUCGGUCUUCCUCCGGUAUAG
Aspergillus melleus is the source of this 1827-nucleotide messenger RNA. Its product is annotated as alpha/beta hydrolase. The transcript has 6 exons. Bases 1 to 1827 code for a protein of 608 amino acids. The record is from RefSeq and is a predicted model, not a curated record. NCBI's taxonomy places the organism in Eukaryota, Fungi, Ascomycota, Eurotiomycetes, Eurotiales, Aspergillaceae.